AUGGCUCUCAAUCUGCGGCAAAGGCAAACAGAAUGUAUUACCCGUAUGUUGAAUCUGAACCAACCCGUUAAUGCAACUGGUAUGGCCAACGAAGAGGUGUACAAGAUCUUGAUCUAUGAUAAGUUUUGCCAAAACAUACUCUCCCCAUUGAUCCAUGUUAAGGACCUUCGUAAGCAUGGUGUGACCCUUUACUUCCUCAUUGACAAGGACCGCAAGCCCGUUCACGAUGUUCCCGCUGUGUACUUUGUCCAACCCAGCCAUUCCAACAUUCAGAGGAUCAUUGCUGACACCUCCAGCUCGCUCUAUGAUAGCUUCCAUCUCAAUUUCUCGUCCUUGAUUCCCCGUCCACUGCUUGAGGAUCUGGCAUCUGGGACUUUGAAUUCAGAUUCAAUUCAUCGGAUUUCGAAGGUGCAUGAUCAGUAUUUGGAGUUUGUGACACUGGAAGAUAAUUUGUUCUCAUUGGCACAGAAGUCCAGUUAUGUUCAAUUGAAUGAUCCCUCUGCAGGGGACCGUGAAAUUGAGGAGAUUAUUGACAAGAUAGUUGGUGGGUUGUUCUGCGUUUUGGCUACCCUUGCUGUUGUCCCAAUAAUCAGGUGUCCUCGUGGUGGACCGGCCGAGAUGGUAGCAUCAGCAUUGGAUCAGAGACUGCGUGACCACUUGUUGUCAAAGAACAAUUUGUUUACUGAAGGUGGAAACUUUGUGAGCUCUUUCCAGCGCCCGAUACUGUGUAUAUUUGAUCGUAAUUUUGAGUUAUCUGUGGGAAUACAGCAUGAUUUUAGGUACCGACCAUUAGUGCAUGAUGUUCUUGGAUUGAAGCUUAAUAGGUUGAGUGUUCAAGGUGAAAAGGGCGGGAUGAAGUCAUUUGAGUUAGAUAGCUCAGAUCCAUUUUGGGUAGCAAAUGGAUCUUUAGAAUUUCCUGAAGUAGCAGUGGAGAUUGAGACCCAAUUGAAUAAGUAUAAGAGGGAUGUUGAUGAGGUCAAUAGAAGGACUGGCGGGACUGAUGGAGCUGAGUUUGAUGGGACAGAUAUGAUUGGGAACACAAAACAUUUGAUGAGUGCAGUGAACUCAUUGCCAGAGUUGACCGCGCGGAAGCAGGUGAUUGAUAAGCACACCAACAUUGCAACUGUGUUGUUGAGUGAGAUCAAAGAGAGGCUGCUUGAUUCUUUUGCCAAAAAGGAGUACGACAUGAUGGUUAGAGGGGGCAUUGAUCGAAGUGAACUUUUGGGUGUGCUUAGAGGGAAAGGGAGUAAGAUGGAUAAGCUGCGGUUUUCUAUCAUGUAUCUUAUUUCUUCAGAAAGCAUUAAUCAGGCAGAAGUGGAAUCAGUGGAAGCAGCCCUCAGGGAGUCUGAGGUCGAUACCCGUGCAUUUCAGUAUGUGAAGAAGAUCAAGGCAUUGAAUGUCUCAUUAGCAUCAGCCAAUUCUGCUAGCAGAAGCAACAUAGUCGAUUGGGCAGAGAAACUAUAUGGGCAAUCGAUAAGCGCCGUGACAGCAGGUGUGAAAAAUCUGUUAUCCAAUGAUAGACAACUAGCAUUAACAAGAACAGUGGAGGCCUUGAUGGAGGGGAAGCCAAAUCCAGAAAUUGAUUCUUACCUUGUGUUUGAUCCUCGUGCCCCGAAGUCAAGCUCAGGAAUGAGUAGCAGCCAUUUGAAAGGACCUUUUAAGGAAGCUAUUGUCUUCAUGAUUGGUGGUGGUAAUUAUGUGGAAUACGGGAGCCUGCAAGAGCUUGUACAACGUCAACAGUCUGUCAAGCAUGUUAUCUAUGGAACAACAGAAAUACUCACAGGAGAGGAGUUUGUGGAGCAGCUUGCAUUAUUGGGGCAGAAAAUGGGAUUGGGUGGUGCUCCUCCUGCUGCUUCAACUCAGUGA
Messenger RNA from Prunus armeniaca (apricot), 1866 nucleotides. The record is from the annotation of a GenBank genome assembly. NCBI's taxonomy places the organism in Eukaryota, Viridiplantae, Streptophyta, Magnoliopsida, Rosales, Rosaceae.